AUGGCAGGCACAAAAAUGGCGUCCCAGGUCCCGGUGAUAGUGUUCUCCGAGGAAUGCAUGAAACCAGGGACAAGUUCCUGGGCAGAAGCUUGCAAAGUGAUGGUGCAGGCUCUCCAGGAUCAUGGUUGCUUCAUUGUCGAUCACCCUAAUGCCCCUCUUGGCCUUCAUGACUCUGUCUUUAGCGUCACCGAGGAUCUCUUCGACCUCCCCGCCGAAACCAAGAUUAAGAACACCAACUACAAGCGUCCCCUUGGCGUGGUUGGCACUACCCCCGGUUCUCCUCUCAUCGAGGCCCUGACCAUCGAUGGCGCUGAGAAGCUCCAAGAGUGCGAAAAGUUCACCUCUCUCAUGUGGCCCUCUGGGAAUGACCACUUCUGUAAAGCUGUUCAUGACUAUGGCAAGUUCAUAGCUGAGUUGGAGAAAGUAGUCUUCAAAAUGGUCUGUGAGAACUAUGGUGUUGAGAAAUGCUAUGACCCUUACAUUGAUUUGAUCUCGUACCUCCUACGAUUCUUGAAGUACAAGAAACCGGAAGGCGUCGAGGCCAGCGUAAACCCGACCGAGCACACGGACAAGAGCUUCUUGUCCUACUUGCACCAGAACAACAUUAGGGGCUUGGAAGUGAGGACCAAAGAUGGUGAGUGGUUCACUUUCGAGCCCUCAGCUUCGAAUUUCAUGGUCAUGGCCGGUGAUGCAUGUGCGGCAUGGAGCAAUGGAAGGAUCAAGGCUUGUGACCACCGAGUGGCAGUUACUGAAGAGAGUCAAGUGAGAUACUCUCUUGGGGCAUUCUCGUACGUCACAGGGAUGAUCGAGACGCCCAAGGAGUUCAUUGACGAAGCUCACCCACAGCAAUGCAAGCCCUUCAAUCACAUCGAUCUCCUUAGCCACCAUGACUGUAGCGACAACCUCAUCAAGUCCAGCUGCGGAGUCCUGGCCAAUUAG
This is a messenger RNA of Syzygium oleosum, 939 nucleotides long. RefSeq names its product probable 2-oxoglutarate-dependent dioxygenase AOP1. NCBI's taxonomy places the organism in Eukaryota, Viridiplantae, Streptophyta, Magnoliopsida, Myrtales, Myrtaceae. The transcript has 4 exons. The coding region runs from base 1 to 939 and encodes 312 amino acids. The record is from RefSeq and is a predicted model, not a curated record. Gene Ontology annotation, molecular function: dioxygenase activity.